This is a messenger RNA of Syngnathoides biaculeatus (alligator pipefish), 3508 nucleotides long. Its product is annotated as arrestin domain-containing protein 3-like. Gene Ontology annotation, biological process: protein transport. NCBI's taxonomy places the organism in Eukaryota, Metazoa, Chordata, Actinopteri, Syngnathiformes, Syngnathidae. The record is from RefSeq and is a predicted model, not a curated record. The transcript is spliced from 9 exons. The coding region runs from base 1347 to 2459 and encodes 370 amino acids. Gene Ontology annotation, cellular component: plasma membrane; cytoplasm.
AGGGAAUGCUGGCGGUGAUAUCCACUCGGUUAAAGUUAUUAGCCAAUCAGAGAAGGGCUUCCAUGAAUCACAGUUUUAUACUUUAAUUUCAAGGCAUGUUUUGAUCUGAUUCUCUACCGGCGACAUCACAUCAAAAUGUUCUCCCAAACGACCACCAAUCAAGUCACAAUCAGGGGUGUGUAGACUUUAUAUAUACUCACUGCAACUCAAAGUCCCCUUUGGAAAAGGAUUUAGCAUAAGGCAUCAACAAUUGAGACAGAUCGCUGUGGUAGUGAUAAUUAGCCGCGAGGAUUGUGAAACAAUGAAGUUAUGAAAUUGAAUCAACAUGCGGUGAAAUAAACCUGUCAGUCAGCUCUGUAAACACCUCCACACCCUAAAAUAAAAUAAAAACAACACUCGUUUGUUUUGUUGAGAGACAUGACACACACCCAGAAAUGCGUCACCACCAAUUGACCCCUCGGUACAGGGCACUUAACCACGCCUCCUGAAGUGACGUCACGCCACGUGCGCUGACGUCAGACAAACAAUUGGGAAAAAUAUCGGCGCAGCAAGAAAGGAAUAGAGCGAAACUGUCCGAUUUUCCUGGCUGAUUUCUCACUCGCAUUCUUAGCUAAGAGUGAAAUAUCGUUGAAAAGCAGACAGCAGGGCUUCAAGUAUUUCAGCGAGGGGUAUUUCAAAGAACCCAAAUACGAGAUAAAACGCCAACAGAAGCUAUACUGGACCAUCCAGCCAGCGUUGUCUGAGAUUUGAGUCCGAGAUUAUGCAGACCUCUGGCCUCUGAUUGGUCAGUGACGCGGAUUGCGCAACAUCCACGGAGGGGUCAAUUGUUGGUUUAAAGGUCUAAUCCAUAGGAAAUGUAUUUUAUUUGUCUUCUAUACAAAUGUAGUUAAAAUUUCAUUUAAAAAAAUAUUUGAAAAAUUCUCAACACAACAGAAAUGAAAUAAAUUGAUGAAAAUGAUGAAGACCUUUUUAUGGAAUGCUCUCCGGAAGAGAUGGGAACUGAAGAGGAGAAAUUUUCCUAUUCUUCUUGUUCGAAAAACAUCCCACACGGGUGUAAUUCGGUCUGAGCGUCGAAUUCAACACAAAGACGGGAUUCGGCGAGACCUGACGAAGUUGACGCGGAACUUCGCGCCCAAAACACAGACCGUGUAGAAUGAAGGAUUGUGAGAGACGACUACGAAUGAGUGAAGUGCACAAAUGGGCUCCUUGGAAGUGGGUGGGCACGCAAACCGAACGACGCGCCCAUUGCGGAAGGCUUUCCUAUCCUUGUUUUUUUUUUUUUUCUUUUCCGUUUGGGGAGGAAAAGCGACGGAGCUUUUUUUUUUUUUUUUUCUCAAUUUCGGAUCAUGCCGAACACAGUGAAGAGCCUUAAAGUGACUUACAGCGAUGUCAGCGAGAAAGGCACGUUUACCAGCGGCGACGCCGUGACGGGCCAAGUGGUUCUGGAAGUGGCCAAAGAGUGCAAAGCGGAGGCGCUCUACGUGAAAUUCAAGGGCAAAGCGGAGGUUGAUUGGACCGAAAGGCACGGCCAGACCACCGUCACGUACCACUCCAAGGACAAGUACUUCAGCAUCAAACAUUACUUUAUUCAGGAUGGAAACGGCGCCAGAUCAGGUCAGUCACUUCUGAUGAACCAGAAUGGGAAAAAAUAUAGCAAUUUACUUGCCCCAGGAUCUCACGUGUUCCCCUUCUCCUUUCAGUUCCCUUUGCAGGAGAUGCCGUCCUCCUUUACCGGUUCGGCUGGUAAAAUUGUGUACCUGCUGGAAACCAAGCUAACCAGAUCCAUGAGGAUACGUACAAAAGACACCAUCAAGAUUCCGUUUGUGACACGAGCAACUCCCAACGUGUUGGCGGAACUGACUACACCGCAGCACGACUCGAAGGAUAAAAAAAUGCAUCUGUUCAACUCUGGAACUGUCGCGAUGGAUGUCACGAUUGAAAAAUCUGCUUUCUUCCAAGGCGAGGGCAUGAAGGUUUUGGCCUCCAUUCAGAACAACUCCAAUCGUGCAAUCAAACCCAAGUACUGCAUCUACCGGAAGCACAGCUUCUUCGCGAAAGGGAAGAGGCGGCUUGACACCAAAGACCUCUGGAAAGAGGUGGGCGAGCCCAUCCCUCCGUCAACCAACGUGCCAGUCCAAAGGGUCAUCGAAAUCCCUCCUGAUUUGGAACCCUCCAUCCUCAACUGUAAAAUACUCAAAGCAGAGUACAGACUCAGAUUUUAUUUGGACGUGAAAUUCGCUUCAGACCCAGAGAUCAAAUUUCCCAUCACCAUCCUUCCGGCCGCCGCCGCAGCGAAUCUGCCCUCUGCUCCUGCCGCGUUUCAGUUUGGAUCGUUCGGAUACCAGAACCCGCCAGUCCCGGGUGCGUUCUCUCCGCCACAACCUUUCAAUCCCCCGCCGCCGCCCUAUGAAGCCUACGGAAUGUACCCAACCGUGAUGGACUUUGGUGGUAAACGUUGAGCGGUCAUGAAGUUCCUGACGUUUGUGUACACCACGGCUACCCAUUUUUUAUUUCAAAUGUUAACCUAUUACAAUUCAUUCAUGUUAUUCUUCUCGAUAUAGUUGAAGGGGUGUCAGAAAAGUUCCAGUUGCUCUCAUUUAUUGACCGAAUUACGUGUGAUAAGUGACGACAAACAUUCCAGCAAAAUAUGAGAUUUACCAAGUUGUACGCGUGCAACAUGAAAUCUGGAGCGUGAACGGUGAACCUGCAAUCAAAAAGCGAGCCGGUGCUAAAAGAUCCGGUUUCCCCGCUGGUGCAGCUUUAGCGAUCAUGCCUUUUGAAAAGUUAAACAUUUCACAUCAAACGCUUGUGUGGAGAAAACGUUUUUUUUUUUUAAAUUUCCAUCCUCCAAGCGAGAGAAUACGGUGGCUGUACAGUCACCGUUAGAAAGGGAGCUAAAGAGCUGGUGCACAUAUGCCAUAAAGUCACGUGACUUUUGUUUACGUCCCCAUAUUGCCGGUCAAGCAAAGCAUUUUUCAAUGCUAAGUCCGUCGAGACGAAACGAAAAUACGGCUCCCAGAGUUUUGUCCGAGACCGUUAAACAUUUAGAAGGUGAUGAUAAACGACGGUACGUGGAAAAAUUAGAGACGCUUGGCAUAGAUUACCCAUAUUAAUGCCGAAGUCGAUGUUUUCGCUGAUAAGACUGUUAACCCGCUUCGGCUUGUCUUGGACAACUGGAUCCACACAUGGAUCUGGUGAGUCAGUCGUCGAGAUUUACACGGAAGAGUUGGAAAGCGUAGAAAGGUCCGGACGCAUACAAAUACUUCGUUGCUGGAUCUGUUCUCAAUCAGUAAUAAAUCCCAGUGAUGGAGCCACUCAGAUUUUUUUCAAUACUAAUACCAAUAUUUAAAUAAAUGACCCCUGGUUUUACACAAACUCGCAUUCAUUAACUAUGAUUGGGGAAAAAAAAAGACAGCAAGUCGACUCCUCCGUACACGAAGCGUGUUCUGGCCACACGUUAAACUUUGGUAAACCUCUCCGUGAAAGACUUUUUUUUUUUUUUUUUUUU